AUGAUGGAGGUCACAUCGCCUGGGGGCACCCCCCCCUCUGCGAACGGUCUUGCUGCAGGUGGGAACGGCGGAUAUCAGAUCGAUCCUCUGUUGAUAUUAGAUCACCUCACUCAGGUGUGCGAAAUCACGUUAGGAGCCUCGAGAAAGGAACUUGAGAACGUCGGGAGUCUCCUGUCCAAGGCAAGGGUCUCCGACACAACUCAGCGCGUUCAACGCUGGGCAGAGUCCCAAGCCGUUCUGUAUUUGCAGAAGGAUAUUGCAGCCUCUGCAGAUGUAAUAGAUGCACCACUUGACGGAACUGGUCCUACGAGUUACAACUACAGUCUUGCAACCGAUAUUUCCUUCUCUGCAACAACCAUAGCAUCGAUAGCCCUUUUGAAGCGUCCAUUUCCUAUAGAUCCUACGAUACCCAUUACUUCGCAAAUACAAAUAAUUAAUCUUCCUGGUGUGGCAUCGCUCACCAACAACUCUGGUGGUCAAGGUGCAUCUGUUUCUCCUUUCGAAAUAUUACACUCUGUUGUACACCUAGCGCUGGCGCCCUACUUCGAUGCAUAUACCAAGACGCAGCAGACGACAAAUGGCACUCGAGCCAGAUCAGAUGUGGACGCAAAGACUGGAAUUCCGGUGACAAAGAAGAGGAUAGCAGAGUUGGAGUUGAGCCUGUUACAUUUGCAACAAAACAUCGAAAUUCCGGACUUGAUAUUGCCCAUGCACCCCAUGGUUCAAAAUGCUUUGGAAGAAGCCGCUGCUAGGAAUACUAGGCCGACCGCUGAAUUGAUUCCUAUGACUUUGAUUCAAGACAGUACAUUUCUCAACAACCUUCAGUCUAUUGUGAACGGAUGGAUUAAGUCAAUACAGACGAUUACGAAGAUGUCAAGAGAUCCUACCAGUGGAACGGCAACACAAGAGAUUAACUUCUGGCUUUCUAUGGAGUCUGCUUUGGAGGGGAUUGAGACUCAAUUGCGCAGUGAUGGUGUAACUCUUACAAUGGAAAUACUUCGAACCGCCAAACGUUUCCAAGCAACAGUCAGUUUCUCUGCGGAUACCGGUCUGAAGGAGGCUACGGAUACGGUCCAGAAGUACAACCAGCUCAUGCGAGAUUUUCCGCUGGACGAGCUUCUGUCCGCCACGUCUCUGUCCAAGAUUCAAGAUGCGCUAGGCAUGAUCUUCACACAUCUCAAUAAGAAGCUUCGAAUUUGUCCGUAUCCUAUUCGGCGAGCCUUGCCUUUAGUCGAAGCCAUUUCAGCCGAUCUUGAUACCCAAUUACAUUCGUUGUUGCACGGCCGAUCUUUGAUGCACCUGGACUACCGAGAGUUUAAGAGUUUGAUGACGACUGCAGAAUCUAUCUGGAAAAUCUGGGAUGAGCAUAUCAAGGAAUUCACCAAUGUUGCCCGUGAGGUAACUCGCCGGAGGAACGAGAAAUUCAUCCCCAUCAAAAUUCAGCCAAAGCAUGCAGCCCUUCAAGCAAGAUUAAAAUAUGUCAGCACCUUCCGCGACAAUCAUGAACAGCUUCAAAAAACUAUCGUCAACGUCUUGGGACCAAAGAGUGAAGAUGGCGGGGAUGGAGCUUCCAAUGGUGUUGUACUUGUUGAAGAAAUGGGUGAUGUCGAUGCUGUUGAAGAAGUGCAGCAAGCCUAUGCAGCUUUAAACAAUGUGGAUUUGCUGGAUGUGUCUCCCGAAGGUACGCAAAUUUGGGUGCAAGCUGAAAUGACCUACAAUGAUCGGACGUCGCGUGUCGAGAACUCAAUUAUUGCUCGGCUACGAGACCGUUUGGCCACAGCCAAGACUGCCAACGAGAUGUUCCGGGUGUUUUCGAAGUUCAAUGCGCUUUUUGUUCGACCCAAGAUUCGGAGUGCUAUUACAGAAUACCAGACGCAGCUUAUUGAUAACGUUAAGCAUGAUAUUUCUUCCCUUCACGAGCGUUUCAAGCAACAAUAUGGUCAUUCCGAAGCUCAUGCUAUGGCCCAGCUUAGAGAUCUUCCUCCGGUCUCUGGGGCCAUCAUAUGGGCUCGUCAAAUUGAGAGACAACUUGAUGGCUAUAUGAAGAAGGUUGCAGAUGUUCUUGGUACUGACUGGGCUCUUCAUUCGGAAGGGCAGAAGCUACAGAGUGAAAGCAACCUGUUCAGAAAAAAGCUCGACACUCGGCCAAUUUUCGAGGCAUGGCUACAUGACGUACAGAGAAAACAAGUAUCUAUCUCGGGCCGCCUGUUCAACAUCAACAAGAUCCGAGCUGCAAACAAUGCCCUUGAACUAGCCGUAAAUUUCGACCCUCAAGUUAUCGCCCUCUUCAAAGAGACACGAAAUUUGUUGUGGCUGAAUUACCCAGUGCCGCAUCAGAUCAAUAAUGUCUCGAAGGAGGCCAAACGAGUAUACCCGUACGCAGUCAGUCUGAUGGAAAGUGUUCGUACAUUCGCCCAGACCAGUCGAGGAAUUGUGGAAAUGGCGGGUGUUGCCAUUCUCUUGAGUGGAUACCAAAACGACGUACAGACUCUGAUCCAAAAGGGAGUGCCGUUAAAAUGGGAGUCGUUUAUUCAUUCUUACGACAUCCAUGCCAAACCCAACUACCACUCCAAUGGAAGUCUCGACCAUGGACUCGGCGGUCGUAGUGAGAGCAAACAUGUCCAGUUUGUUCGAGAAUUCGCGGCGUCUGUUUCGCUCUUGCAGGGCAAGGCUGCAACUCUCUCUUCCAUCAACUCAACUGUCAGCAAAGCUCUUACUGAACUAGAAACUUGCCCUUACGACGCCGAUUCGUUUCAGUCCCGUCUGGAGACCAUCCAAAAUGCCGUGGAUCAGCUGAAUUUGGAGAACUACGUGAAUUUGUCUUACUGGGUCCGACAAAUGAAUGAGAUAAUCAAGGAAACCCUGCUUGUGCGACUAAGACGGGCGAUCGAGGUUUGGAUUGAAACGUUCGAAGACGAGGUCUCUGAAGGAGUCAAUGACGAUAGCCGAAAGAAGCACUUCAGCGCCAUUGAAGGGCCAGAAACCGAUAACAAGCCUUCACUAAAGCGACUGAUGCAUGAAGUGUCAAUGCGGAACCAAGUUAUUUAUCUUGAGCCCCCAUUGGAGCGUGCCAGAGCCAGUUGGUUCCAACAACUGCAUGAGUGGCUUGGAGUUGUUUGCAGUCUUCGCAAAGUCAAAGCUUCACGGUACGAGAUGACACUGGCAACUAUAAAUGAUACCGAGGCUUGCUUUACAGAUCUUCCUGCGGCAUGUGCAGAUAGUUUGUCUCAAGUAUACAGCUCCAUCGAAACAAAGUUACAUGCAAUUAGCAUAUACGUGGAUAAAUGGAUGCAAUUUCAGUCGCUCUGGGAUUUACAGUCAGAUAUGGUGUAUGAAAUGCUUGGAGAGCAGCUCCCGAAAUGGCUGCAGCUGCUUCAGGAGAUUCGAAAGACACGUUCAACCUUCGAUACAACAGAGGUUAGUCGGUCAUUCGGUCAUCUGACCAUCGACUAUGAGCAGGUACAGACCAAGGUCAAUGCAAAAUACGAUCAAUGGCAACACGAAAUUCUCACGAAGUUUGGCGGAAGACUCGGUAACCGCAUCCGCGAAGUCUAUGCAGACAUCGAGAAGGCACGACGAGAUUUGGAAGUGCAAUCCUUAGAAGCCACUUCUACAGCCCAGGCUGUACAGUUCAUCACCAUUGUGCAGACAUGUCAGCGCAAAGUCAAGGCUUGGGGUCCAGAAGUGGACAUUUUCAGGCAAGGACAGACAACCCUUGUCCGGCAACGAUAUCAAUUUCCUGCAGAUUGGCUGGGGGUAGAUCAGCUUGACUCAGAGUGGACCGCGCUGAACGAAAUUCUGACGAGGAAAGCCAAAAUUGUGCAAGACCAGAACGAUGCUUUGCGUGCCAAGAUCACCGCUGAAGACAAGGUUGUUGGCGAUAAGAUUGCUGAGAUAACUAGCCAGUGGAAUGAGGAGAAGCCUGUUUCCGGUACCAUUGCCCCCGAAAUCGCAUCUGCCACGCUGGCCUCCUUUGAAACCCGUAUUACACGGCUCCAUGAGGAAUCUGAGAUGGUGUCCAAGGCUAAGGAGGCACUGGAUCUUCCUGCCAGUCCCGACACUACCCUUUCUGCCAUACUGGAGGAAGUCCAGGACUUCAAGUCGGUCUGGGCCGCCCUUUCCACAAUUUGGAAGAGUCUGAACGAUCUUCGGGAGACCCUUUGGAACAGUGUCCAGCCCCGCAAGCUUAGAUCAAGUAUCGACGGUCUGAUCAAGAUGACGAAAGAGAUGCCCAGUCGUAUGAGACAGUAUGCAGCUUUUGAACACAUUCAGAACGUCCUCCGCCAAUUCCUGAAAGUUAAUCCCGUUUUGACAGACUUGAAAUCUGAAGCAGUCAGAGAUCGUCAUUGGAAUAAAAUCUUCAAGUCUCUUAAGCCUGGAAAGCGAUAUUCGCCUAUUUCCAUGACUCUUGGAGAAGUAUGGGAUUUGAACCUUGCCGCGAGCGAGGUGGUCAUUCGAGAUAUCAUCACGCAAGCUCAAGGCGAGAUGGCAUUGGAAGAAUUUCUGAAACAAGUCCGCGAGAUUUGGUCUAAUUAUUCGCUUGACCUGGUCAACUACCAGAACAAAUGUCGACUCAUCAGAGGCUGGGAUGAUCUGUUCGCAAAGUGCAGUGAGAAUCUGAACUCAUUGCAAGCUAUGCGGCACUCUCCUUACUACAAAGAAUUUGAGGAAGAAGCUUCAUCUUGGGAGGACAAGCUCAAUCGUGUCCACGUGCUUUUCGAUGUCUGGAUUGACGUUCAACGACAAUGGGUUUACCUAGAGGGGGUCUUCACUGGAAAUGCCGAUAUCAAGCAUCUGCUGCCCAUCGAAUCGUCCAGAUUCCAGAAUAUCAACUCAGAGUUCUUUGCCGUUAUGAAGAAGGUUUACAAGCAACCCUUUGUCUUGGACGUUCUUAAUAUUUCCGGAGUUCAAAAGUCACUCGAACGUCUAGCUGAACUACUGAACAAGAUUCAAAAGGCUCUAGGAGAGUAUCUAGAGCGAGAGCGUGUCUCAUUCCCAAGGUUCUACUUCGUUGGCGACGAAGAUCUUCUUGAAAUCAUUGGUAACAGCAACGACACAUUGCGAAUUGCGAAGCACUUCAAGAAAAUGUUUGCAGGUCUCUCAGGGCUCAUUAUGGACGAAGAACACAUCAUUUCUGGUUUUACCUCUAAAGAAGGCGAAGAAGUUAGACUGAAGAAGGAGAUUUCCCUCAUCAAAACGCCUAAGAUCAACGAUUGGCUAGCGCUACUCGAAAGCAGUAUGAAAGCUACCCUUGCUGAGCUGUUGGCAGAAGCAAUUGAGCAGUACGAACCACUUUUUGCUGCUGAAGAUGUUAACCAGGCUGCACUCAACGAAUACAUUGCCGCUUUUCCCAGUCAGAUCGUUGUGUUGGCUACACAGGCUGUAUGGACUUCGUCUGUGGAGAAGGCGCUCGAAGCAGGUGGUUCAACUCUACCAAGCCUGUUCGCCCAAGAAGUCAAGGUUCUUCGACUUCUUGCAUCCACCGUACUUGGAGAUCUCGACCCUAUACUAAGAAAGAGAUGCGAGCACUUGAUCACAGAAUGUGUUCAUCAGCGUGAUACAAUUGAAAAGCUCAUCAACCUCAAUGCUAGCACACCCAACCACUACAUGUGGCUCUUGCAAAUGCGAUAUGUCUACAAAGCCGAGGGGGAGUUCUUACAGCGUCUUCACAUCAGAAUGGCCAAUGCAAAAUUAAACUACGGCUUCGAAUACCUCGGCGUUGCGGAGCGCCUUGUCCGGACCCCUUUAACGGAUCGCUGCUUCUUGACCUUGACACAAGCUCUCUGUCAACGCCUGGGUGGGUCCCCGUACGGACCUGCUGGUACUGGAAAGACGGAAUCUGUCAAAGCUCUUGGUGUUCAACUUGGUCGGUUUACACUUGUCUUCUGUUGCGACGACACAUUUGAUUUCCAAGCUAUGGGUAGAAUCUUCCUGGGUAUCUGCCAAGUCGGAGCAUGGGGUUGUUUCGAUGAGUUCAAUCGACUUGAAGAACGAAUCUUGUCUGCUGUGUCUCAACAGGUACAAAACAUUCAACUUGGCCUAAAGCAAGGCAUGGAAGAUCCCAAAUCUCAGAUCGAACUUGUUGGCCGCCAGCUGAGUGUGAACGCCAAUACCGGAAUUUUCAUUACCAUGAAUCCUGGAUAUGCUGGUCGUUCCAAUUUGCCUGACAACCUGAAGAAACUGUUCCGCAGUGUUGCCAUGUCUAAGCCGGACAAGGAACUGAUUGCCGAAGUCAUGCUGUACUCCCAGGGUUUCAAUCAGGCUAAAGCGCUAUCCAAGCAGACUGUGCCAUUCUUCGAUCGUUGUGCCGAUAGACUGUCCAAGCAGGCUCAUUACGAUUUUGGACUCCGUGCUCUGAAGAGUGUUCUCGUCAGUUCUGGAGGCUUGAAGCGUGCUCGUCUUACAAAUUCUGGAGGCGAACUUGGUCCAGAGGAAGAGGUCGAGCCUCAGAUCAUUGUUCAGAGUAUCCGCGAAACAAUUGCGCCGAAGCUGAUCAAGAGCGACGUGGAGAUCAUGCGAUCUAUCGAAGGCGAAUCUUUCCCUGGUGUCGAAUACGUGCCAGCAAGUCUUGAAAAACUGCAAGAGGCAAUCCACAGCAUUGCCAAGGAGAGGCAUCUCGUCGUGAACGAGACUUGGAUGACAAAGAUCCUUCAGCUCUACCAAAUCCAAGGCAUUCAUCAUGGUGUGAUGAUGGUUGGAAACUCUGGCUCUGGAAAAUCAGUAGCAUGGAAACUGCUCUUGCAAGCCCUACAGCAAGUGGAAGGUACUGAAGGUGUGUGCCACGUCAUCGAUUCGAAAGUUAUGUCGAAAGAAGCACUCUAUGGAAACCUUGAUUCGACCACCCGCGAAUGGACAGAUGGUCUCUUUACCAGCAUUCUACGUAAGAUUGUCGAUAACCUGCGUGGUGAAGAGGCUAAGCGACACUGGAUUGUGUUUGAUGGAGAUGUUGACCCUGAAUGGGUUGAAAACUUGAACAGUGUGCUCGACGACAACAAGCUCCUGACGCUACCAAAUGGCGAGCGUUUGAACCUGCCCAACAAUGUCCGAAUCAUGUUCGAAGUUGAGACGUUGAAGUAUGCUACUCUUGCUACUGUCAGUCGUUGUGGAAUGGUAUGGUUCAGUGAGGAUACCGUCACGCCCAGCAUGAUGGUUACCAACUACUUGGAUACCUUGAGAACUGUGGCAUUUGAGGAUCUGGAUGAAGAUGCCGUCGCCACCGGCCAGACUGCGGCCAAAGCACUCUCUCUCCAGGCACAAGUUGCAGAUCUUCUUGAAGCAUUUUUAACCACGGAUGACUUCAUUUUGAAUGCUCUGGAGCGAGCGGAGGCAUUUAAUCACAUCAUGGAGUUCACCGUUGCGAGAGUGUUGAAUACCCUGUUCUCACUUUUGAACAAGAGCGUGAGGGACCUCAUCGAAUACAACUCACAGCAUGUCGAUUUCCCGCUCGACCCGGAGCAAGUUGAAUUCUUUGUCGGAAAGAAGCUUCUUUUGGCUCUGGUAUGGUCAUUGACUGGCGACUGCCCCUUAGGCGAUCGCAAAGCUUAUGGAGAUUGUGUGGCCGGUCUUGCUACUUUCGGAUCUCCUCCGAUGGGUGACAACUCCUCUCUCAUUGACUACGAUGUCACACUACCAAAAGCCGACUGGUCCCCGUGGCAAAAUCAGGUCCCUACUAUCGAAGUUAAUACGCACUCAAUUACCCAAACUGAUGUUGUCAUUCCGACACUCGACACUGUCCGCCAUGAAGAUGUGCUGUACUCUUGGCUCGCGGAGCAUAAGCCUCUCCUUCUCUGUGGUCCUCCUGGAUCUGGUAAAACUAUGACAUUAUUCAGCGCCCUUCGAAAGUUGCCGAACAUGGAAGUCGUUGGAUUGAACUUUUCUAGCGCUACAACACCUGACCUGCUCAUCAAAACCUUCGAGCAGUACUGUGAAUACAAAAAGACACUUAAUGGCGUCAUUCUUUCUCCCACGCAAAUCGGCCGCUGGCUUGUGCUCUUCUGCGAUGAGAUCAACUUACCAGCACCAGAUAAGUAUGGCACACAGAGAGCGAUCUCUUUCUUGAGACAGCUUGUUGAGCAGAAUGGUUUCUGGAGGACUUCCGAUAAGACUUGGGUAACCCUCGAUCGUAUACAAUUUGUGGGUGCUUGUAACCCCCCGACCGAUGCUGGUCGUACGCCAAUGGGCGCUCGAUUCUUGCGACACGCACCGCUAAUCAUGGUCGAUUACCCGGGAGAGUUGUCACUACAACAAAUCUAUGGCACAUUCACAAACGCUGUUCUCAAGAUUAUUCCGUCUUUGAGAGGCUAUUCUGAGUCGCUCACCAAGGCUAUGGUCAAAUUUUACCUCGAGUCCCAACAGCGUUUCACGCCGAAGAUACAACCUCAUUAUGUCUACAGUCCUCGUGAACUCACCAGAUGGGUAAGAGGUAUCUAUGAAGCUAUUCGACCAUUGGAGACUCUGACGGUGGAGGGAUUGGUUCGAAUCUGGGCCCACGAAGCUCUUCGGCUAUUCCAGGAUCGUCUCGUUGCCGAAGAUGAGCGGAAGUGGACCGACGAAGUUGUCCACCGCAUUGCCCUCGACUUCUUCCCAACUAUUGAAGAAGACAAGGCUCUUGGUGGCCCGAUUCUGUUCUCCAACUGGCUAUCCAAGAAUUAUGUACCAGUUGACCGAGAGCAAUUGCGCGAUUUCGUCAAGGCUCGUCUCAAAACAUUCUGCGAGGAAGAGGUUGAUGUACCAUUGAUUCUCUUCAACGAUGUCUUGGAGCACGUUCUUCGUAUUGAUCGGGUGUUCCGACAGCCACAGGGACAUUUAAUUUUGAUUGGUGUAAGCGGCAGCGGAAAGACGACAUUAUCUCGAUUUGUUGCUUGGAUGAAUGGCUUGAAGGUGUUCCAGAUUAAGGUGCAUGGUAAAUAUUCAGCAGAGGAUUUUGAUGAUGAUCUGCGUGAUGUGCUGCGUAGGUGUGGUUGCAAAGGGGAGAAGAUCUGUUUCAUUAUGGAUGAAUCUAACGUGCUCGACUCUGGAUUCCUCGAAAGAAUGAAUACCCUCUUGGCAAAUGCUGAGGUUCCUGGUCUCUUCGAGGGCGAUGAACUUGCCUCGUUGAUGACUGGUUGCAAGGAAGGUGCUCAACGUCAAGGGCUGCUUCUCGACUCGCAAGAAGAAUUAUACAAAUGGUUCACUCAGCAGAUCGUCAAAAACCUUCACGUAGUCUUCACCAUGAACCCACCUGAGGACGGAUUGUCAUCCAAGGCUGCAACGAGUCCUGCUCUUUUCAAUCGUUGCGUACUGAAUUGGUUCGGAGACUGGUCCGAUCAAGCACUUUUCCAGGUCGGCACUGAGUUAACACAAUCGGUCGAUUUGGACAAACACAACUUCUCGGCACCGGACAGUAUUCCUGUUGCCUAUCGAGACCUUCACCUUCCAGCUUCUCAUCGCGAGGCUGUAAUCAAUUCAAUGGUCUACAUCCACUACUCUCUUCAUCACUUCAAUGUCAAGCUUCUGAAGCAGCAAGGCCGAAUUACAUAUCUCACACCCAGGCACUUCUUGGAUUUCGUGGCUCAAUACGUCAAAUUGUACAAUGAAAAACGCGAGGAUCUUGAGGAGCAACAACGACAUCUUAAUGUCGGCCUUGAAAAGUUGAGAGAUACAGUCGACAAGGUUCGAGAUCUUCGCGUCAGCCUUGCGGAGAAGAAGGGCCAACUGGAGCGCAAAGAUGCUGAGGCAAAUGAGAAACUCCAACGCAUGGUUGCAGACCAACGGGAAGCCGAACAACGGAAGACCACAUCUCUGGAGAUUCAAGUUGCACUAGAGAAGCAGGAGUCGGAAGUCGCUGAGCGCCGAGAACUGGUGUUGAAUGAUCUGGCCAAUGCUGAGCCAGCCGUUAUUGAGGCCCAGAAGAGCGUUAGCAACAUCAAAAGACAGCAUCUAACAGAAGUGCGUUCCAUGGGGAACCCGCCCUCGGGUGUCAAACUUGCACUCGAUUCCGUUUGUACUCUGCUUGGCCAUAAAGUCGACAGCUGGAAGACUGUGCAAGGUAUCGUCCGUAAAGAUGACUUCAUCGCCAGCAUUGUUAAUUACGACAACGAGAGACAAAUGACGCGCAAUCUUCGUAUUAAGAUGCGAAAUGAGUACCUCUCCAACGACGACUUCACUUAUGAGAAAGUCAACCGCGCUAGUAAGGCCUGUGGUCCGCUCGUCCAGUGGGUCACAGCUCAAGUAAACUAUUCCGAGAUUCUCGAUCGGGUCGGUCCAUUGAGAGAAGAAGUGGGCACGCUUGAAGAGCAGGCACUCCAAACCAAGGCUGAAGCACAGGCUGUCGAGAACACAAUCAAUACCCUUGAGGAAAGCAUCGCUACAUAUAAGACCGAAUACGCAGCUUUGAUCAGCGAAACUCAGGCUAUCAAGACGGAAAUGUCUCGCGUCCAAUUCAAGGUUGAUCGAAGUGUUCGCCUCCUCGACAGUCUUUCGUCAGAGCGUACUCGUUGGGAGGCAGGCAGCAAGUCUUUUGAGACUCAGAUUGGCACUCUUGUCGGCGACGUCCUUGUCGCUGCAGCAUUCUUGGCCUACAGUGGUCUCUAUGAUCAGCAAUUCCGAAAGAACAUGAUGGAAGACUGGCUGCAUCAGCUUCAACUCUCGGGUAUCAACUACAAGCAACACAACCCGAUUACUGAAUACCUCUCGACCGCGGACGAGCGACUUGGAUGGCAAGAAAACUCACUGCCAGUGGAUGAUCUUUGCACAGAGAAUGCAAUCAUCUUGGAGCGAUUCAACCGAUACCCAUUGAUCAUUGAUCCCUCAGGCAGAGUUACCGAGUUCCUCCAAAAGCAAAGCAAGGACAGGCGCCUCACGGUCACAAGUUUCUUGGAUGAUUCGUUCACAAAGCAGCUUGAGAGUUCUCUUCGUUUCGGUAACCCAAUCCUCAUUCAGGACGCGGAGUACCUGGAUCCUGUUCUCAACCACGUCCUCAACAAGGAAUAUCAGAAGACAGGUGGCCGUGUUCUCAUCCAAUUAGGCAAACAGGAAAUUGAUUUUUCGCCCGCUUUCAAGAUAUACUUGUCUACCAGAGAUCCAUCUGCGACGUUCGCUCCUGACAUUUGCAGUCGAACUACAUUUGUGAAUUUCACGGUCACACAGAGCAGUCUGCAGACCCAGUCCCUCAAUGAGGUUCUGAAGUCUGAGCGACCCGACGUUGACGAGCGCAGAUCCAACUUAAUCAAGUUACAGGGAGAAUUCAAGGUUCAUCUUCGACAAUUGGAGAAACGUUUACUACAAUCCUUGAACGAAUCAAGAGGCAAUAUCCUAGAUGAUGACAAUGUUAUCGAGACGCUCGAGACGUUGAAGAAGGAGGCUGCUGAGAUCUCGAUCAAGAUGAACAAUACCGAAGGCGUAAUGGCUGAGGUAGAUGAGAUCACGCUACAAUACAACAUCAUCGCUCGAUCUUGCAGUGCAGUAUUUGCUGUUCUCGAGCAACUGCACCACCUCAAUCACUUCUACCAAUUCUCUCUGCAGUACUUCCUUGACAUCUUCCACACAGUCUUGCACGGCAAUAAGAGAUUGGCUACCGAAACGAACCACAAUGUCCGACGUGAUAUCAUCAUCGAAGACCUUUUCGUUACGACAUACCAACGUACAGCCCUGGGGCUUCUACAGAAAGACAGAAUCACAUUGGCCAUGCUUCUUGCUCAAGCAGCGCCUUUCAAGAUGGAGAAGAGUUUCAUUGAUGUCUUCCUAGAUGAGAGCGUGGAGGGUACCGAUGUCUCAACCGAAACUGACAAGAGAGAUGAGGUUUUCACACGAGCAUCCAGACUGCCUGUGCUGAAGGGCAAGCUUGAAGGUGUGUCUUCUGAGGCAUGGGACCGCUUCAUAUUUGAGGAGAUUGGAGAGAACUUUGUGCCACAAGUCUGGGAAGAGGAUACUGAGAAGCGCGAUCAAGAACUCAUCUCACUUCUGCUUGUCAAACUCUUUCGUCUUGAUCGAUUCGUUCCAGCCUCUGAGUGCUUUGUUACAGCUGUGUUCGGCGCCGGCCUCCUUGAUACAACGGAGGAUCUCAAGCAAACUGUCGAUCAGGUCUCUGCAAGCCACCCAAUUGCCCUAUGCUCCAGUCCUGGUUUCGAUGCCAGCUAUAAAGUUGACAAUUUGGUUGAGCGUUCUCGGGCUGCAUGCACGAAUAUUGCUAUGGGUUCCAACGAGGGUUUAGCAAGCGCCGACAAGGCUAUCAGCAACGCUGCUGCAAAUGGUUCUUGGGUCCUCGUCAAGAACGUCCACUUGGCUCCAACUUGGCUCCAGAGUCUCGAAAAGCGGAUGGACUCCCUCAAGCCACACCCGGACUUUAGAUUGUUCUUGUCGAUGGAAUCUAGUCCGAAGAUUCCUGUGAAUCUGUUGAGAGCUUCUCGGGUGUUGAUGUAUGAACAACCAGCUGGUGUGAGAGCCAAUAUGAAGGAUUCGAUGGCAUCGCUGUCAUCGAGGGCGACGAAGAAUCCCGUGGAGAAGUCUAGACUUUACUUGCUGUUGUCUUUCUUACAUGCUGUAGUCCAGGAGAGACUGCGAUAUGCACCGAACCUGGGAUGGAAGGGUUUCUGGGAAUUCAAUGAUAGCGAUUACGAAUGUUCUGCUUUCAUCAUUGAUACCUGGGUUGAGGCUGUAGCAGCAGGUCGCACGAACGUAGCGCCCCAAAACCUGCCCUGGGACAUGAUCCGCACUUUAAUCGUCGAGACAUACGGAGGCAAAAUUGACGAUGAAGGUGAUUUCGCGCGUCUCACUCAACUAGUAAACUCCUUCCUCACACCAUCCGCCUACGAAAUCGGGCACAAACUUGUGGAAGGAAUUGCGGGACCUGGACAAGACGAGGGCAGUUUAACCGUACCCAAUGGGACCUCACUGAGAGAUUUUACCGAAUGGAUUCAAAAGCUCCCCGAGCGCGAACCACCAACAUACCUUGGCUUGCCCGCUAACGCCGAGAAAUUACUGCUGGUUGGACAAGGCAAGAGCAUGAUCACGAACUUGGAGAAGAUUACAGAGUUGUUAGAUGAGGGAGAGCAGAUCAUGGCUGAGGCCGCAUGA
Lachnellula hyalina is the source of this 13053-nucleotide messenger RNA. It is a transcript of the gene ro-1, whose product is annotated as Dynein heavy chain, cytoplasmic. Gene Ontology annotation, biological process: microtubule-based movement. Lineage: Eukaryota; Fungi; Ascomycota; Leotiomycetes; Helotiales; Lachnaceae. The transcript is spliced from 3 exons. The record is from RefSeq and is a predicted model, not a curated record. Gene Ontology annotation, molecular function: dynein light intermediate chain binding; ATP hydrolysis activity; dynein intermediate chain binding. Gene Ontology annotation, cellular component: dynein complex. Bases 1 to 13053 code for a protein of 4350 amino acids.